CCAGUCCGUGUGUACAGGCGGUACCUAGUGGCUGUUCACUGUCCUUGUGUAUAACCCAUACCUAGCGGCCAGUCCCAGUCCGUGUGUACAGGCGGUACCUAGUGGCUGAUCGUACUCUGUGUUUGGUUGGUUUGGUUGCUACUCAGUGGCUGACCCGUACUGUCAUCCAUACGGACACACUAUCAUAGUAACGACACAUAUCUUGCAUAUCGCAAGUUCGUCUGAACAGGAAUCAUAUACUGUUGGGUGGUACCCUGAUUGACGUAGGGUGUAGGAACUCGGUCGGGAUGAUCUUAUGGAGUGUCGGCUACCUGUACCGGACACGUGUGGAGGUGCGGCCGACUGAUGACUUAGCCCUGGCUCUCUAUUGACCUCGGGCGUCCUUAUGUGUUGGAGAAAGCGUCCGAGGCGGUCAGUGUUGGCGAUUAUCACGUGCGCCGCGACGUACAUUGCUGUGGUCAAUCUUCUGGCAUUUUAUUCCAUGGUUCGGUCUUACAAUAGUCCUGUGUCCUGGAUACAGAGAUAUGGUCACAUGUAUAUGGGACAGCCGGAUACCGACAACUGGACAUGCAAAGGCCUUCGAUAUUCCACAAUAUCACUCCCUUCGACGGCCCUGGUCAGCUUCCCUGGGUCUGGAAAUACCUGGAUACGUCACGUCAUACAGCAAGCCACAGGUAUGGCAACUGGAAGCGCGUAUACCGACAAGAGUCUGAAGAGGGACGGAUUCCCGGGUGAGGGACAGACCAAUGGUUCUGUGAUCGCAGUGAAGACACAUGUCUGGGGUCAGGAAGAGCGAGCCCGGUAUGUUCGCGCUAUCCUCCUGAUAAGGGACCCCUUCGAAGCCCUCCUCUCCGAGUUCAACCGGCGACAUGGAGGCCACAAGGGCUAUGCCGCCAGCGUAAACCUCGAAAAAAGUUGGUACGACUACAUUCUUGAAACAGCCGGAGAAUGGUACGACCUUUAUCACGAUUGGUUGACGUUUGACGGUCCCGUCCACGUGGUUAUGUACGAGAACCUGCGAGUCAACCCGUCGGCGGAAGUGGACCGACUUAUGAAGUUCCUGGGCGUUACCCUGACACACAAGGAGAAGUUCUGUGUGAUGAAGAACUACGAGGGCAACUACAGAAGAAAGGGCAAGCGAAUGCCCGUGACUGAGAUAUACACUGAAUAUAUGACAUAUAUGAUUAACAACUACAAACGGAAACUGGCACAAGAGCUGGGACACUUUCUCAACAAAUCAGAAAUUCGAAUCAGCUGACAUCGCCAGUUGAUACUUGAUACCGUAGACGAGUCGACGGUUGUUAUAGCAAACCAGUUGACAAAAUAUGUUUGUUUACAGAUUAGUCGGUAAACAUGUACUCUUUGGGUAACAUACCAGUUCACUCACAGUAGUAUACAGAUAAUGUUAGGUAACAGCCGACGAAAUGUUUUAAAAUAUCUGCGAACAUUGCCUUGGCAGCGAGAUAUUAGCGCUGCGAAAUUUUAUCAAGGAUGUAGUCCUAAUUCAUAUCUUCAAGCUACGAUGUAAGAGUUACCUCUCGUUAAGAAUUAUUUUUGGUGUAGAACACAACAGAGUAAUGCACUCUGUUACAUUUUGAUAUACGUGUAUAAACGAUAAUACUGAGCAACACUGUUGUACACGUGUUUUCGUAUAAUACCUGGAUGUAAAUGGUAGCAAGUACUUACGCGUGGCAGCAAUAUCGGUAUGUAGAUACAAUGUAGCUGUGGUGACAAUGAGAGCUAACCUCAAUAUACACGUAUGUAGUGUAUAUUAUAUCACGAACUACUGCACGCUUUAAACCCCGUUUAUUUUUUUAACAGUGAUGCCCUUUUACUUGCGCCUUUUUUCGUGAUGACUGAUGGGAUUUCCAAACAUACUGCCAACAUAAUUAUCUUCAAUUUACGUGUCUUUUCCGUUAAACCUAAGUGCCGUUACUUGCGCUAACCGAUUAUGUUAAGACAAAUACCUUAGGCUGCGCACUUUUUGCUUCCUCUAUAAUUUGGAUAAAAUAUGCACAUUGCAAUCUCUUUGUGAACGUGUGCAUUUCAAAUAGGAUAAUUUGAUGCUCCUUUAUGAUUUUUUGAAAAGAGAGCAUCAAACUUACAGAACUUUUAAAAUGUUUUAUUUUGAAUGUGCACAGAAAUACGUUUCACCGAUGUAUUGUACAGUAUCUAUUUAAAUGAGUUGAUCCAAAGCAAAGGUACUUUGUUUCACUUAUAUCAUUACAUGUUCCAAACAACGAUGGAACGCUUUAUAUGUGAUACAUUUCGAGUUGGUGUGUUAUACAUGUUAUUGUAAUUGUAUGUCGAUUUCACACACAAUUCAUUGAGGAAAAUAUCGAAACAAUUGCCUUUUAUGUUUUUAAUGACGUAAUAAAUACAAAAUAUUUGUUCAUAAAAACAAAUGUUUCAUUUUCAUCCCAAUCAGGUUUUAUUUGUAUAAUUGUUACGCAUAUCCUCAUUAUUUUUGUAGAUAAUAAAGCAGCGUUUCCUAAACCCG
This is a messenger RNA of Mizuhopecten yessoensis (Yesso scallop), 2500 nucleotides long. RefSeq names its product WSCD family member AAEL009094-like. Gene Ontology annotation, molecular function: sulfotransferase activity. Lineage: Eukaryota; Metazoa; Mollusca; Bivalvia; Pectinida; Pectinidae. The coding region runs from base 386 to 1258 and encodes 290 amino acids. The transcript has 4 exons. The record is from RefSeq and is a predicted model, not a curated record.